UGGGGUUGGCUCAUUUGUACCAUAAAUGAAAAGAAGCUCAAUGGAUGGACCAGAGGCAGCAGAGGAGGGGAAGUGAGGGACCCUCUGAUCAGAAGAGAAGACCACUCCGCAGCCCACCACCAUUAAUGGUGCAGAGAUGGGAGAACCCUGUCAAUCACUCAACGGCCCAACCUGUAAGGCGCCUCUCCCUCCUCCAAAUUAACCCUCUCUCUCUCUCUCUCUCUCUCUCUCUCUCGCAUUAUAAUAUAAUAUAAUAUUAUUUGUUAUACUUGCAUAAUUUGGUCACGGUCCUGCUUUAGCUUUCUUUUCUUCUUUUUUCUUUUAUUUUCUUUUGUUUUGUUUAUAUAAUAUAUUUCAUAGACGGCUCUGGUAGUCCUCCCCCACUCUGUGUGCUACACAUGCCACUGCUCUCCUCUUUGACUUCCAUUCUCACCACCAUCGCCCCCAUGAUUAAUGUUUCCCCCUUUUUCUGAUUUUAAUGCUCCAUUCUCCUCACUUCUCGCGCAUAUAAUUAAAUUCCACUACCCUUCUCUGUAACCGAACAAAGAGACACACACAUACACACGCCCAGAGAGAGAGAGAGUGAAAUGGCAGGAGAGCUACAAAAGAACAGCUUGUCCUUAGAACAGGGCCCCUCUGCAUUCGAGCAUGGUGAUGCUAGCAAGAACUUUGACGAAGAUGGCCGUGCCAAAAGAACAGGGACGUGGCUUACGGCAAGUGCGCAUAUCAUAACUGCGGUGAUUGGGUCGGGAGUGCUGUCUCUGGCAUGGGCAAUAGCCCAGUUGGGGUGGGUGGCCGGACCGGCUGUGCUCAUGGCCUUCUCCUUCAUCACUUACUUCACCUCCACCCUGCUCGCCGACUGUUACCGGGCGCCGGACCCCGUCACCGGAAAGCGAAACUACACCUACAUGGAGGUCGUCAGAGCCAAUCUAGGAGGUGUGAAAGUUCUGCUGUGUGGGUUAGCUCAGUAUGCAAACCUCGUCGGCGUAACAAUUGGAUAUACCAUCACUUCUUCAAUUAGUAUGGUGGCGGUGAAAAGGUCAAAUUGUUUCCACAAGCAUGGGCACGAUGUGAAGUGUUCGACAUCAAACUACCCAUUCAUGAUAAUAUUUGCAUGCAUCCAAGUGGUUCUGAGCCAAAUACCAAACUUCCACAAGCUCUCCUGGCUCUCCAUUCUCGCUGCCAUCAUGUCUUUUGCCUAUUCCUCCAUUGGCCUUGGUCUCUCCAUUGCCAAAACUGCAGGAGGGGGGCAUGUAAGGACAUCGUUGACGGGAGUGACGAUAGGGACGGACGUGUCAAGCUCAGAGAAAGUAUGGAGGUCUUUCCAAGCGAUAGGCGACAUCGCCUUUGCCUAUGCCUACUCCACCGUCCUUAUUGAGAUACAGGACACUCUGCAAUCGAGCCCUCCGGAAAACAAGGCCAUGAAAAAGGCUUCUUUGGUUGGCAUCACCACCACCACCUUUUUCUAUGUCCUCUGCGGCUGCGUUGGCUAUGCAGCAUUCGGGAACGACGCACCAGGGAACUUCCUCACAGGAUUCGGUUUCUACGAACCCUUCUGGCUCAUCGACUUUGCUAAUGCAUGCAUUGCUAUUCAUCUCAUCGGUGCCUAUCAGGUGUUUUGCCAGCCUGUGUUCGGGUUCAUCGAGAACCUGUGCAGAAAACACUGGCCAGAAAACAAGUUCAUAACAAGUGAAUACGCCGUUCAAGUUCCAUUACUGGGGGUUUACUACGUCAACUUCUUCAGGGUGGUGUGGAGAACAGCAUACGUCAUAGCCACUACAGUACUGGCUAUGAUCUUUCCAUUCUUCAAUAGCUUCGUAGGCCUCCUCGGCGCAGCGUCAUUUUGGCCACUGACAGUGUACUUCCCCAUAGAAAUGCAUAUUGCACAGGCCAAAAUGCCCAAGUAUUCUAUGACAUGGAUUUGGUUAAAGAUAUUGUGCUGGGCUUGCUUCAUCGUCUCACUGAUUGCUGCUGCUGGAGCCAUUCAAGGCCUGGCCAAGGAUCUACAGGCCUACAAACCAUUUCAAAACCAGCAAUAGCUCUAUUUUUGUUACCUGCCAAAAUAUGUAAUAUUUUUUAAUAAGACAGCAUUAACUAGUCAGCCUGUCUGAGCGUAUUUAACAUUUCCUCGAAAUAUGUUUCCCGAUCUCGGUCCCAAUGAUGCCACUACGAAUGUAUUGUGCUACAGUUUACCACAUAGGAACACAUCAGGACCUGUUCCUGCCACUACGAAUGUAUUGUGCUACAGUUUACCACAUAGGAAUACAUCAGGCCCUGUUCCUGCUUGCAA
Messenger RNA from Malania oleifera, 2290 nucleotides. Its product is annotated as amino acid permease 6. NCBI's taxonomy places the organism in Eukaryota, Viridiplantae, Streptophyta, Magnoliopsida, Santalales, Ximeniaceae. The transcript is spliced from 7 exons. Gene Ontology annotation, cellular component: plasma membrane. The record is from RefSeq and is a predicted model, not a curated record. Bases 588 to 2039 code for a protein of 483 amino acids.